CAGAGCGAUGUGGAUGGAAGAAGAAAGGACAGUUUGAUAAAAGGGUUUGUCGUUUAUAUGAAAAAUAGGUUAAAAAACAGACAAUAUAAGUGAAGAUUUGUGCAGGCAUUAAAAACAUCUCCAGAUUUCUUCUCGUGGUGUCGUGUGAAAUGGUUCCUGAGUCCUGCAGAAGGAUCUGGAUUCCUGUCACAGGAAAUAAAUUGCAGAACUAAUGCGACGGUUGCGUGCUGGGCUGCCGUAUCACAGGCAGGACUGGGAUUUCUUACUGCAGACGGCGUCCCAACAUGUCCAGCCCGCUGCAGCGCAUGGAUGCUCAUCAUCCACUAGAGGACGACCGCAAAUUCAAAUGCAACGAAUGUGGCCGUGGCUACAGACACGCCGGCAGCCUGACCAAUCACAGACGGACUCAUGAAGUGGGUUCGUUCCUGUGCUCCAUCUGUGGGAAAGAAAACUGGAACGCCUCGGCCAUGAAGAACCACCUGCGCAGCCACGCCUCGCUUAGGAAGUACUCCUGUGCCGACUGUGGGAAAUGUUUUCGUCUGGCGGCGCAGCUGCAGACGCACCAGACGGUUCAUCUGCCCUGCAGAUCCACACAGGGCAGCGAAUGCGACCAGCAAGCUGAACGUAACGAGGACGCAGACAUCGCUGCGAUUCCCACGUUGCAGCCAGUGCGCUGCAGUGAGGUGCCAAAGAGACCCUUUCGCUGCGACCAGUGUGGGAAGUCCUACAUCCACCAGCGCAGCCUGACCAAUCACAAGAAGAGCCACCAGCUGGGCGUGUUUGAAUGCACCAUCUGCUUUAAGCUGUGUGGCAACAUGGCCGCCCUCUACAGCCACCAGAGGACCCACAGGAUGCGAGGCGAGAUGGAUCAAAGUGCAGCUACCGGGUCAGAACCGGACCUGUUCCAUAACCAGAAACGGGACACUCCGGAGAAUUUCUGCCUCCUGUGCCAGGUGUUUUUUCCUGGAAAUAGGGAAUUCCAGGAGCACAUCCGUCUGCACAGGUCUUCGCCUGAGCCCGAUGUUUCCCUGCCAGAGUCCGGCUUCAGUCCAUCUGCUGCAGAGGUUCUACAGAACUUUGAUCUGAGUGGGUUUGAUGGUCCGGAUGCAACAGACGCUGCGGUAAUCAGCGCAUCACGGAGCGCUGUAGAAGAAGAAACGUCCGCUCCGGAUCCGGAUGAGAGACCCUUCAGGUGUCACACCUGUGGGAAGAGCUACCGUCACUCCGGAAGCCUCAUCAACCACCGGCGCUCCCACCAGAUGGGCGUGUUCCGCUGCGCCGUCUGCAGGAAGCAGUACCCCCACCUGGCCGCCCUCAGGAGCCACCUACGCCUCCACCGACCGCGGCGGCCAUCUUCCCUGCCGCCCGCAGAACACAACUGGCUCUGCCCGGAGCCUGUGAGCCAGCAGAACCAGACCAGGUUUGGAUCAGAUCAGGAAAACAUGGCCGCCGACAACACAGACGGCGAAAUGUUCUCCACUCGGGGUUUCUGCUCCAAGGUUGCCAUGGCGACGCACAUGUGCGCGGACUGCGGCGAGAUGUUUGCAGACGUAUCCGGGGUCAAAUCCCACAGCUGCAUCCUGCUGCACCAACACACACCUGCUGACCGGCCCUACAACUUAACCUUUGACCCCAGGGACGCCCAAAGCCCGGAAACAACAGAGUUCAACUACUUUGAGCAGGGUUGCCAUGGGAACAGCGCCGGAGAAGACGAGGAUCCCGACGAGGACGAUGACUAUCAGUGCUCAGUGUGCGGGAUCAGCUACAGCAGCAUGGCGGCCCUCAGGAGCCACCUGAGGGGCCACACCCGGUCCGACGGCGGUCUGCAGGGCGCCGACCCCACACAACCAGAGUCUGGAGAGAUGCUGAUCUGUAGCAGCUGCGGCGUCUCCUGCAUCAGCUACAGCCACCUCAGCAGCCACGACUGCGCAGCCAAGCAGGAAGUGAAGGUCACCGAGGAGGAGGAACUGAGGCCCGGUGGCGGCGUGGAGCGCCAGCAUCGCUGUGAUCAGUGUGGGCGGUCGUACCGCCACGCCGGCUCGCUGCUCAACCACAAAAAGUCCCAUAAAACGGGCGUGUUCAGAUGCUCUGUCUGCCAGAAACGCUUCUACAACCUGCUGGCGCUGAAAAACCACCAGAGGUCACACUUUGACCUCAAGAGGUUUGCCUGUCAGGAAUGUGGAAAAGCCUUCAAGCUCCAGAAGCAGCUGCUGAACCAUCUGAGAAAACACAAACAGAACCGAGCCAAAACCCAGGAUCUGACCGAUCCGGUCCAGGUUGUCCUGCCGGAGGGAAGAUGGCGGCAGGCGGCAGCACCGGACGGCGAGAAGCGGCCGUUCUCCUGCGACCAGUGUGGCCGAACGUACCGCCACGCCGGGAGUCUGGCCAACCACAGGAAGUCCCAUCAGACGGGCGAGUUUUCCUGCAGCGUCUGCAGCAACGUUUACUGCAACCAGCUGGCCUUGAGCAACCACCUGAGGAUUCACCUGGCCAAGAGGCUCCUGUGCCAGCGCUGCGGCAGAGGCUUCAGGGGCCCGGCGCAACUGCAGGCGCAUGUCUGUGCUGCGCUCAGACCAAACGCCGCCGCAGGCCGGACGGGCCUCAGGUGCAGGAAGUCCUCCAACCAGCAGGCGGCGCCCUCCUGCGAGGAAGAGGAGCGGCCGUUCAGGUGCGACCUUUGCCCUCGAAGCUACCGGCAUGCCGGCUCGCUGCUCAACCACAAGAGGACACACCAGACGGGCGAGUUCAGCUGCACCGUCUGCACCAAGCGCUUCACCAACCGCGCGGCGCUGCGCGGCCACGCCCGCAUCCACAGGAACAGGAAGUACUCGUGUGCGGCGUGCGGGAAGGCCUUCCGCCGCGCCAGCGUCCUGCAGAACCACCAGCGGCUCCACGGACCGGCGCCGAGCUUCCAGGAUCAGACCGGGCGGAAGAGGCAGCGCUGCCUCAGGGGUCAGGAGGUCACAGCGCCCCCUGCAGUCCAGGAAGAGACAGGACAGAAGUGCUUCAGGUGUGACCUGUGCGGCCGCUCGUACCGCCACGCCGGCUCGCUGCUCAACCACAAGAAGUCCCACGCCGCAGUGAUGCACCAAUGCAGCUUCUGCCUGCGGACGUUUCCCGACGCCGUCGGCCUGCAGCUGCACGCCCAGAUCCGCCGCCAGUGCUGCUCCGAAUGCGGCAAAACCUUCUGCCUGGCGGCGCACCUUCAGAGCCACAUGGCGACUCACGCCAGGAAGCCGACCGCCACCGCCGCCGGGUCAGACCCUAACCCUAACCCUGACCCGCAGAGCGAGGACAAGAGCCACGUGUGUGAGCACUGUGGCCGCGCCUACCGCCACGCCGGGUCGCUACUCAACCACAAGAACAGCCACAAGACGGGCCGCUUCUCCUGCGCCGUCUGCCGCAAGGAGUUCUCCAACCUGAUGGCGCUGAAGAACCACCGCCGCAUCCACUCCGAGCCCCGGCGCUACCAGUGCCUGACCUGUGGCAAGGCGUUCCGCGUCUCCACGCAGCUCGUCUGCCACCGCCGCAUCCACACCAAGGAGAAACCGUUCGACUGCCAGCGCUGCGGGAAAACCUUUUCCAGCAAGUCCAACCUGAGGCACCAUCAGAAGCUGCACCAGAGCGCCGCGCAGCCGGGCAGCGACCUGGAGGCCUUCCUGUGACAUCAUGCUGCACAACAUGAUGACGGGAUGAGGAUCACUGCUGACAUAAAUACAUCACACCUCACCGCCGCCAUCUUGGAUGUGGCACUAGGAGCGCGUCUUUAUGUUCAUGAUAUUUAUCCUGUUAUUAUCAGUAAUUGUAAGCAGUAUUUCCUCAGAAAGAUUUCCUUGGUGUUCAGAGAUGUGGUGGUUCUGGAAGGUCCGGUUAGCAGGUAACAGAACUCUGUCUUUAUUCAGCGUGAAUCCGGGUGAGUGUGACUGACUCAGCAGAAACCUGCAGACUGAAUCUGAACGUUUUCAUAUCCUGAUGGACCAAACUAAAACUACAAACUCUGUUUAUCUGUUAAUAACGACAUUCAGAGCAACUAAAUACCUCCUGGGUUUGGAUGAGAUCCGGAGCCAGAAUAUUAACCAGUUCUGCUGAUAUUAGUAACCGGUUUACGUAUCAGGGUCACUGCAGAGUGAAAACAAUGAGAAAACUUCUCAAAAAUUUGCAAGAGAAAAAUCACAAAUUUAGAGAAAACGUCUCGACUUUUGAAACUGAGAAAUUUUCAUGUUUUUUCUCAGAUUAAGUUGAAAAUAUUUGACUUGUUUGGAGUGAAAUUGCUCCUUUUUUCCACCUGCAGUGUCCCUGAUUCGCCGUCGUACUUUCUGCCUAAUGGAUGUAUUUGAUUAUUUAUUGCUGUAUUAUGUGUGUAUUUUACUAGAAAGUUUUCUGACUGCUGUAUAAAUAUCAUGUAGCCUUUAAAACAUCAGUCAGAUGAUGAUGGUGAUGAUGAUGAUGAUGAUGCCCUCUGAAGGAUAAACCUGACCUCUGGUGAAGAUGCAUAAAAAUCCUUAAAUGUAAUAAUCUGUAAUAAAUUUCUCAUAUUGAUACUUGCAGCAGGUCGGCUAAUGGUUGCCAUGGAGACUGAGAGUUGCCAUUUUUAGCUUCAGCUCUCUCCAUGCACAGAGCCAGAAAAAACAUGGCUCCUCAUCCAUACGUCGUCUCUGUGUCACGUCAUAAUUAUUCCCCAGGGAAACAAAAAGUAAUGGAUUAUUAGUCAGACGUUUAUUUUAAAGAGGAUCAAGAGAAUUGUGCCAUUUUCUCCUUUAAACUAAACUUUAGUUUCACUUUAAGGCUUUUUCUGCCGUCUUUUCCAGAGAUGUAAAAGUAUCAGUGAAAACCUGAAUGAUUUAUUUCUUCACUCGUGGCAUUUCACACGGUUUUUUAGCUGAAACCUGAUGCAUUAUGGGAGCACAAACCUGGUUGCUCCUUUCAUUUUAACUUUAAAACAUGAAGAAAAAUAAGAAAACAGAAAAAAAACUUUUUCCAAUCUUAAACAUUUUUUGACAUGAUCUCAACCAAAAAUGUUCUUAAACUGUUAAUUCUGUUUUUUUAUAUUUGUUGCCUUUAUAUGUGACUAUUUAAUGAUCUCUGACCUCAUUUAUGAAAUACCUCAGAAACCUGUUGCUGUUGGAAACAGAAACACUCAGACUCUUUGGUUCAUGAUGCCACUUCCUGUUUAUACAAAUGUGUCCUGGGGACAGGAAGUCCGUGGCGGUUCGGUCCGGUCCGGUCCGUUGUCCAGCAGAGACAGGUCAGUGUUGGGUUGGGACAUUAUGACUGUCUUUUAUUGUUAUUAAUAUUUAUAUUAUCAUUAUUAUACUAUAUGCAGGUUGUGAAUUCUGAUGAAAAUGUUGUUCGGACCUCAUUUAAUGUUUCUUCAAUGGGAGAAAAAUGAAAUAUCUAAU
This is a messenger RNA of Xiphophorus maculatus (southern platyfish), 5399 nucleotides long. RefSeq names its product zinc finger protein 646-like (gene znf646). NCBI's taxonomy places the organism in Eukaryota, Metazoa, Chordata, Actinopteri, Cyprinodontiformes, Poeciliidae. The record is from RefSeq and is a predicted model, not a curated record. Bases 285 to 3665 code for a protein of 1126 amino acids. The transcript is spliced from 4 exons.